CGCCUUCGCCUCCGCGUCAGCAGAGGCGUGGCCCGGCGGCGUGGUGGCGUCAUCAGCGUGCGCCGCACCCGGAAGAGACGUGGCAGCGGAGGGAUAAUUGGGGCGGCCGGAGCUGAAGGGGCCGAGCGGGAGAACUGUUGAGCGCGGUCCCUGCCCCUCCGCUCCUCGGCCCAUCGCUCCCGCCGGGUGGAAUUGGUGCCGCGGCCGUCAGUAACGCGGAGACUGGGGGUCGACCAUGGGGCUUUGCAAGUGCCCCAAGAGAAAGGUGACCAACCUGUUUUGCUUCGAACACCGGGUCAACGUCUGCGAGCACUGCCUGGUGGCCAAUCACGCCAAGUGCAUCGUCCAGUCCUACCUGCAGUGGCUUCAAGAUAGCGACUACAACCCCAAUUGCCGCCUGUGCAACGUACCCCUGGCCAGCCGCGAGACAACCCGCCUAGUCUGCUAUGACCUCUUUCACUGGGCCUGCCUCAAUGAACGUGCCGCCCAGCUUCCCCGAAACACAGCACCUGCCGGCUACCAGUGCCCCAGCUGCAAUGGCCCCAUCUUCCCUCCAACCAACCUGGCUGGUCCCGUGGCCUCUGCGCUGAGAGAGAAGCUGGCCACAGUCAACUGGGCCCGGGCAGGACUGGGCCUUCCCCUGAUCGAUGAGGUGGCGAGCCCGGAGCCCGAGUCCCUCAACGCCUCUGACUUCUCUGAGUGGUCCAGCUUUAAUGCCAGCAGUACCUCCGGACCAGAGGAGACAGGCAGUGCUUCUGCUGCUCCAGCUGUCUACAGCCAGGCCCUCCGGCCUCCACCUUCCCCAGGCCGACCCGAGCAGCACACGGUGAUCCACAUGGGAAACCCCGAGCCCUUGUCUCACGCCCCAAGGAAGGUGUAUGACACACGGGAUGAUGACCGUGCUCCAGGCCUCCACGGGGAUUGUGAUGACGACAAGUACCGUCGCCGGCCUGCUCUGGGCUGGCUGGCUCAGUUGCUCAGGAGCCGGGCUGGGUCUCGGAAGCGGCCGCUGACCCUGCUGCAGCGGGCAGGGCUGCUGCUGCUUCUGGGACUGCUGGGCUUCCUGGCCCUCCUCGCCCUCAUGUCGCGCCUGGGCCGGGCUGCGGCUGACAGCGACCCCAACCUGGACCCGCUCAUGAACCCUCACAUACGUGUGGGCCCUUCCUGAAUCUCUGCCUGGGGCUAGGACCUGGGGACCUGAGGAGGGGAGGCAGAGAGGCUGGGGGUGCUUCUUCUCUGCUUCUCUUCCUCAAGCCUGAGACACUAAGAUUCCAGGCCCCAGGCCGAGUCCACCAGAGUGGCUGCAGGCCGGGUCUGGAGUCCUGGUAGGCCAAGCCUUUGUUCUGGCCUACUCUCCCUUGGGUCUCUGGCCUCCCACCCCCACCUCAGAAAGGAGCUGGAAGGCGGAAAUAAACAACAGACUUUAUGAAAACA
Carlito syrichta (Philippine tarsier) is the source of this 1434-nucleotide messenger RNA. RefSeq names its product zinc finger protein like 1 (gene ZFPL1). The transcript is spliced from 8 exons. Bases 236 to 1168 code for a protein of 310 amino acids. The record is from RefSeq and is a predicted model, not a curated record. Gene Ontology annotation, cellular component: Golgi apparatus. NCBI's taxonomy places the organism in Eukaryota, Metazoa, Chordata, Mammalia, Primates, Tarsiidae.